Messenger RNA from Eriocheir sinensis (Chinese mitten crab), 1544 nucleotides. RefSeq names its product triosephosphate isomerase-like. The record is from RefSeq and is a predicted model, not a curated record. Bases 146 to 1009 code for a protein of 287 amino acids. Lineage: Eukaryota; Metazoa; Arthropoda; Malacostraca; Decapoda; Varunidae. The transcript has 4 exons. Gene Ontology annotation, molecular function: triose-phosphate isomerase activity. Gene Ontology annotation, cellular component: cytosol. Gene Ontology annotation, biological process: glyceraldehyde-3-phosphate biosynthetic process; glycolytic process; gluconeogenesis.
AACGCCACGGUCACACGCGGCAACACUAGGCGGGGCAGCGAGGCUCAGCGUGGCUAAAGAGACCGAGACGCGCAGGAAGACGUCAGACAGCAGCAACACAGCUCGCGAGGAAGAGUUACGCCGCGCCGCAGCUAUAGCCACAGCCAUGACGGCCCCGAGGACCUUCACCGUGGUGGGGAACUGGAAGAUGAACACGCUCAAGGACGACAUUGACUGGCUGACGGGCGUGCUGAAGGCGGCACCCGUCGCGCCCAACACAGAGGUGAUAGUGGGAAGCCCCUCGUGCUACUUGGCCUACGCUCGCCAGCAGCUGCCGGGCAACAUCGGCGUGGCGGCGCAGAACUGCUACAAGGAAGCGCGAGGCAACUUUAGCGGCGAGAUCUCGCCGGCCAUGAUCCAGGACUGUGGGUGUGAGUGGGUGAUCCUGGGCCACCCGGAGCGUCGGACGCUGUUCCAGGAGUCAGACGAGUUCAUCGGCCAGAAGGUGGCGCACGCCAUGAAGGCGGGACUCAAGGUGGUGGCGUGCGUGUGCGAGACAAAGGAAGACCGCGCAGCUGGACGCACGCAGGAGGUUCUUGCCGCCCAGCUGGAGUCUCUGGCUGCGUCGAUCAGCGACUGGUCCCGCGUGGUGUUGGCCUUCGAGGCGCUGUGGGCCAGCAACACGGGGGUGCUGGCCACGCCCGCCCAGGUCCAGGAGGCCAUGGCCAUGAUACGGAAGUGGCUGCGGCUCCACGAGGGGAACAGCGUUGCCGACAGCACGCGUCUCAUCUACGCCGGGUCGGUGUCCUCCGGCAACUGCGAGGAGCUGGCGCGGCUCAGGGACGUGGACGGCUUUCUUGUGGGCAGCGCGGCUCUUAAACUUGACAUCGUAGACAUCCUGCGAGCGUCAAGAGUUUCCUGUUCCAGACUUUGGGCGGGGCAGCAGCGUCUGCAAGCCACCAGUCAGCUCAUCUCACACCUGAGAGACUCACGCUUUAACCACUUAUCCCUGGACACUAGACGGCUCUAGGAAAUUCGAAGUAGGACCGGCUUCACCAGAAUAUAAUUUCACUACUUGCAGCUUCCUGGACCGACCUACAACCUCGUUAGGUCCCCGGUCGGAAGGCCUUGGGUGUUCACCAUUGAUAUACAACUUUGGCGGUGCCAGACCGCCACCACCCAUGCAGGAGGUGGUACACAGCCCAUGAAGGAUAUCCGGUACCUAAACAGGGGCACAGGUGUAAGGAGAAACUGCCCAAGCUCUCAGUUGUUUGCUAAACGCGCAAGGCACUGUAUUACGUUUUUUUUGUGUGUGUGUGUGUCAAUUAUCUAUACAAUUAUUUAUGCAAUUAUAUUUAUAAAGUGUACAAUACUACUACUCAGUUAUUCAAGCCUAAAACUCCCUAGAUGUGCUAUCACGUACAUACACGACUAGUCUACAAGUGACUAUCUAUUUAUACAAGCAUAUUUGUAAAAUAUGAUAUAUGAUGCCAUGUAUGUAUAAACGAUAAUAAUAUUGUCUAUACACAUAUUUAUGUUAUCUAAUAUUAAAACCAAGUUUCUAG